Agelaius phoeniceus (red-winged blackbird) is the source of this 735-nucleotide messenger RNA. The record is from RefSeq and is a predicted model, not a curated record. NCBI's taxonomy places the organism in Eukaryota, Metazoa, Chordata, Aves, Passeriformes, Icteridae.
AUGCCUCUUCCAGAAACCAUGUUCUGUGCUCAGCAGAUCAAAAUCCCCCCGGAGCUACCCGAUAUUCUGAAGCAAUUUACUAAAGCUGCUAUUAGGACUCAGCCUUUUGAUGUUUUGCAGUGGGCAGCUGCGUAUUUUUCAGCGUUAUCUAAAGGUGAACCCCUUCCUGUGAAGGAGAGGCUUGAAAUGCCAUUAACAACAGGGAAAAAAGAUGCUGGUUUGACCCCAGGACUCCUUAAGGUCUUGCACAAACAGCUUUCUUCCAAAGACAUGGUGGCCAUUGCAGAACUGAGGGAAAAAUGGAAGCAUUUGGGCUUGCCAGAGGAGCAGCUGGAAGCUAUCCUGCAAUUGGACAGUUUUGGCGAGGAGGUGGAAUGGAUGAAGUUUCUGGCACUUGGGUGCAGCGUGCUUGGUGGGUCCUUGCUGAGUUCAAUGAAACAGGCCUGUGAGAUCCUAACAAGAGACCCAGAAGGCGGAGCAGCUCGAAUCCCCUUUGAAACAUUCUCGUUCCUUUAUUUGUAUUUGGCCAGUAUUGAUGGAGAGAUAUCAGAGACAGAAACUAAUGCAUUCCUCCAUGAAAUUAAAGAAAAAGCGGACAAACACUCUGGCAUGGUACUCAUCAGACACUUCCUGCCAUACUCCUUCAUAUUUUAUUGAUCAACCUUACCAACCCUACUCUUCAGCAUGAGGUGAGAAGAAAAAUAAAAGAAGGAAUAAAUAAGUUCAAGAAAAUAA